CUGUGCUUCCCCUUCUGCAGCAGCUUUUGGCUUGUGUCUCUGCCUGACUUGUGCAGCCGGUGGCGGCACGGGGUGCGGGUCUGGGGCUGGCACUCCCGGGCUCCAGGGUUGGAGUGAAACUGGAGUUCAGGGAGGAGCUCCAGACAUGAAUAGUUCCUUGCUGUGUCUGCUCAGGGGCUAACUUUUCCAUCACAGCUUUCUUGCCUGUGCGCUGCCCUCUCCAAUAGUGUCUCCAACACCUUCUGCAUUUCCCUAAAAAGGACUUUUCACUGAAUCCUCAUUAUUUUGAGAGGUAUCAAUGAAGCUAAAGAUUUUAUAACUCGGCGUGGGAGGAUCUCCCAGCUGCAUCACAAAGUCCUGUCUGGACUGCUCUUCAGUGCCUAUUUUUUUUUUCAUUAAAAGCAAUAAAUAGUGCUUUUGUCCCGGGCAGACAGCUGUGUAGUGCCCUGAGCAUGAUCAGAGUGUUGUCCCUCAGGCCAUUGUACGCUUGGCCCUGGUGAUGUGUGUUUCCUUCAUGCCGCCCUGCUUGAAUUUCCUGCUUCCUCCUCACUUGGCAGCGAGUGCCCUUGGAUCAACACCAGUUUGCUGUGACAGCAAGUUGCAGACCGUUGUUCAAACAAGGGAACGGCAAGGAGCGGUGUUGCCUUGUCACAGCGUUCAGCGUCAAUGAAGCACAACCGAUACAGCCUCCAGCUCCGCUUCUCAGGUCUUCGGGAGGGUGCUGCAGCUUUGGCAGGGGCUCAGAAUCAAUUUUUGAGCAGAAUCAAUUAGGAAGCUGGAAAAUUGAACAUGAUGCUGGGAUAGAUUUGAGGUGCUCAGGCUGCUUAGUGUUGAGAUGGCUCGAUCGUGCACAGGGAGAGGAUUCAAUGAAGGGCUUCUUCACCAAGUGAAAAUGAGAUCUGGUUACCCAAAGCUGAGGCGUGUCACACUCAAACUGGAAACGAGCUGCAGAUUUCACUGAGAAAUUGGAACCCUUUGCCUUGGGCUGGAUUGGUUGGGUUUGCCUGAAAUCUUUGUUUAGGUUUGAGGAUGUUUCUGCAAGAGAUGUUGUAGUUUUACUUCAGAGAUAAAUCAGUGACGGGAUAUUCUUGACAAUGCUUUAACUUGGGUUAUGCCCAGAAUCUGACCCAGUGUUUCUGAGUAGCCACGCCUGCGCUUAAUGGUUUCAGGUCCCCGCUUAAAAAUGCACGAUGAUUUCAGUUGCUGUAAGCUAACUAUCUUCUCUGUCUUUCGAGGUGUCAAGGGUUGUUUUUCCAGUAAUUUGGACCUUUUUGAAGUGCCCGCUUUCCUAAUGCCAUGAAUAUUGCAGUGAACAAUGUGGAAGAAAAAGCUGUCCAUUCCUGGUCGAGAAUUUCCUCUGCAGGACAGAAAGUGCUGGAGGAAGCCCUCCGAGUCUUCAACCCGAUGUCCAAGGAUCUUUCGGACACAGAGACCCAGCUGGUGGCCUUCAUUCAGAGCCUGAAGGAGGAGGGCUACCGGCCCACAAUUCUGAGGAGUAAGGAUGUGUACGGGUACAGCUCGUGCACGGCAGACACACCGUGUCAGACGAAAGAGAGCACUCCACACAGCUGUGCCAGCGCCGCCGAGUCCACAAAGAAUCUGGCUAGAAGCACCGCAGCUGUGGCAAAGGUGUCUGCUUCGCCCACCGGCAUUUCAGUGAACUCUUCAAAAGUCUCCACUCAGCCCGUCUCCAAAGGGGAUUCCACAAAUCUCCUCUUGAGCUCCUUGAAGCAGACAAGAUCUGGCGCGUCCAAAGCCGCGGCAGUGGGCUUCCCUACAGGCAUGUAUCCCGACGUGUAUCCAGCCAUGAGACUGUCAGUGGUUCUGGAAGCUCUGGUGCCGCUGAAAACGACCGCGUCCUGUUUGGAGUCCAAGUACACACAAGGGCGUCUGGGGAUCUCGCACUCUGACCUUAAACUCCUCAAGGCUUCAAAUCCGCCGAGGCAGUUUCCUUCAGGCAAGACCACUAAAUUAACAGAAGGUAAGGGGUACAAGCGUUUGAUAAAGAAAGCACCCGAUUCUGCCACCCUCGCUUUAAAUCUUCUGAAGGGACCAAAGGGUGGGGUGCUGCAGGAGAGCAAUGCUUGCAAAGCCUCGGGAGUUCUGAACGGGAGAGUCACAGGCAGCUCGUCCCAAGGCUGCACCGCAGCACCGCAGUCCAGGACCUUGAAAAUCAAAGGUAAGGAAGCUCUGGUGGGGAAAACAGAGUGGAAGGACAGCAGCACUUACCGGGAGAGCGUCGGGCAGAAGAAAAGAAGAGCAACAGAGGCAAGAGAAGCACCGAAGAGGAAGAAAGCAAGUCUCAUUCCUGUCCGAAAUAAAUCUCGACAGCCUCAGAGCACUUUGAACCUGCUGAAAUUCCGGACCAUCAAGGUGGGCAACUCUUCCUCUGAUGAUGAAGUGAGGAGGAGAGCACAGAAGAUUCUUAGGGUCAACUUGUCCCCUGUCAUCCGAAUUCAGCCCUUGUCCCACUCUCAGAGUGUCCCCUGACUUUCUUCACUUUGUCACUUUUUUUUUUUUUGUAAGGAAGUUAAUACGAGCCUGGCACCAGAGCGUGGAGAAGUUUGAGUAACUCUGGAUCUCUGGUACCUGGUGACGAUAUGUCAGCUCACCUGCAGACGGAGCAGCCUGCUCUAGCACUUGUUUCUGCCUGUCUACCACUGCUAAGCAGAACUGACUGCAGGAAUACAAAAAUCCUGUUUGGGGAAGCGGGCUGGUGACUCUCGCCCGCGGUGGCCCGGCAGGCCAGGGGGCUCGCUUCCAGCGGGCACUCUUUUGACCGUGGCAGGCUGUGCUCUUGUGCAGGGGGAGAACACGGGACUUGCUCAUGACAUUGACGCACUGUGAUAUUGCUCUUUUUCAAGCUGUACAUUUACUGGUUUUAUUUUGAUCAAAUUUUAUAACUUUAUUAUCUAUAUAUAUAUCCAUAUAUGUGCAUAUGGCCCAGGAACUGUGGGAAGAUGCACUUCCUCCAUCCCUCUGGGAUUGGGUUUGAUAGCUUUUGUUCCCCCUCCCCUUCAGCCAGUCCUUUGUUGAGAGGUGCCAGGAUUUCUUUGUGAUUCAGUGUUGUGACAGUCUGUUCUGAGCUCUCUUGAGCAGCUCAAAGGCAGGCGCGGUUAUAGCCACUUGUUUGUCUCCAGAAAUGCCAAGCAAUUUGGAGAAUUACCAGCUGAUAGUUGACUAUAGUUUUAAUCAUACUUUUGGUAUUACCUCUGCGUAAGAGUGGGGGAGUGUUACGGGGCUGUUGCCUGCAAGUCUGCCUGACGUCUCUAGGUGCCUCCUCCAUCUGUUGGUAGCAGAAGCUCUGAACUCCUGGUAGGGUUUGCCUCCAAAGAGCCAUUCUUCCUCAGCACCCAGUGUUGCUCUGCUCUCCCGUACCCCAGGUGCAGACGUAGAACGUGAACUGUGACUGUUAGAGCCAAAGGGCUGGAAGGUGUUAACAGGAAUUGGGAAAGUGUCCUCCCCACCACUUAACUGCUUUGCUGUUGCUGGAUGUUUCAGGAGCAAGUUCUAGGUGCUGGUAGAGAAGACACAGGUUGUGUUUGAAUGUAUUAGAUACAUCCCCUCCCAGAGCUCAGUGGGAUAUUUGAACCUGAAUUAAAGCAGAAAAGCGAAGGAGUUGAGAGGAUACGUGCCAGUACUUAAGCAUGGAGAGUUUCUUUCUGUCUGUUUGGGGGGGUGAGGCAGUAGGAGAGGAGGUCAGCACCGUGUUGUGAAGUGUGACAGCUUUGCUGGGAUGUUGUGAGAAGGUGUGUGGCAGGUGUGAAAGCGCCCAGAGCGCAGGCUCUGCCGUCCCCAGGAGGCACUGCGGAACCGCUGCAGGCGGCUGCCUCAGACGGGAACACAGACUGCUUGCGUGGGGCUGCUCUCCGCAGGGAAGGAUCCCCCACCUCCAGGAGAAACACCGCGUUGGAGCGGUGGGUGCUGCCACUGUCACCUGGGAGGGACGGUCUCCGAUGAGAUGAUCUGCAUUGGGAUACUGCAAAAGCAGAACCUGGUGGCUCAGGGAGAGGGAGCAGCAUCGGGCCAGGCGCGGGCUCGGCUCCGUACGCUGCCAUACGUUCAGCUGGUAAUCCAUCCACUCGUUCUCUCACCAGCUCAAAAUACCAGUUGUCUGACCUAGUAAUCUCUGUGGACAUUGGCUGCAGGGAUGAGCUCCCCUGGGAAGGCCCAGCUCCUUACGUUUCAGCCCCUCCCUAGCACCUGGCUGGAUUUCAGUGCUUUGUAAAAGGGGUCAGUGUCUGAUCCCCAGCUCAGAGACGAAAAUCGUGGCACGGAGAGAAGAGAGGAGAUGCGUGAGGGAGUGAGAGGGCAGAGAAGCUGGGUGUCCCAAGGCACAGCCAGGAUUCUCUGCCCUCGCCCAGGUAGAGAUUUUCCCUCAGGGGAUGAUUGCAGGCUCUGAAUCACACGCUCAGUGUGUGACACUGAGUGGUUUUCCUGUGUUUGUCUUGAGUUGCUGUCAGAGAAUGUAACUUGCAGUGUUUGAGACUGACCUGUGAAUGCCGCUGGUUGGCUGCAGAGGAGGAGGAGGAAAUAUUUUCUUCUGCCUCUGUAUUUUAAAAUGCCCUGGCAGAGUGUUCCCUGUCCUGACAUGAUGCUGGAUGAACAGGGACCCUCCAUCACUGUUAACCGGCCAAAAAUUGCUUUGUCCCUUUUGUUCCCACUCCUUCAGACCUUUCUCAUUCCCACGCUCUCAAAUGCCAGGUCCUGAAGUCUUGCACUGGAGUUUCUCUUUUUGGCUGUUUCCCGAGGAGGGCUCUGAACUCCUGCCUGCGGUAUCGCUGUCUGACAGGCUGCUCGGCAGCUUCCCCUCUUCCCAGCCCCUUAUAAGGGCACCGAGAGCUGUCUCUGGAGCCUCUUCGUGCGGUGCAGACAUCCCAGCCCAGUGCCUGGCCUCCGGUGGGAAAAACAACCGUGCAUCAACAAGGCUGGUUUCGGGUUGACGUUGCUUUUCCUCCAGCCUGAGCAGGAAGCCGAGCACCUGAGGCCAUCUUUCCAGGCCCCAUCCCUCCUCUUUGCUGUGUUUCUUCCCCCAGCUGCACUGCUGCCUGCCUCCCCUCCCUUCUCCGUCACCUCUUGUCUUUCACAGCCCAGGUCCUUGCCAGUCAAGGACUUGGCUUGUCCUGUUGCUUACCACAUCCAGCAGAACAUACUGCUGUAGCCCUGCCGUGCCUUUCCUGGCAGUGAGCUGAGUUCUGUGAGUGCUUGGUGGCAGCAGCUCCCCCAGUGUCCUUCCCGGGCCACCAGCAAGAGGUCUUGUGCUCCCCAGGGAGAGAUGAGCAUUAGAAAUGCCUCUGUGUCUCUGAGGCUCCUGCCAGGGAAGCGAGCACUCCACAGCUGUGUGCUUGGGGACUUGUUCAUCAUCUGUCAGGCAGCCUCUGUCAGCUCUUCUGCACAUCUCUAACAGGCCUCAGGGCCCCUGAACUACUGGGCAGCGCUGGAGUUCAAUUCUCUGCCCUCCUGAUGUCUCCUGUUCCUCCUUGCAGAUGAUUUGGGAACUUGGCUGGAAGGACUGCAGCUUGUUAUUCACUUUACAGCCCCUGGUGCCAAUGUCAGCAACCUGUCAGCCAGUGCUGGCAGCCGGGGUGCCUGCAGCCUGUGGGUGGUUGGCUCUGCUGUCCUUCAUCUCAUGGCUGGGUGCCGGUGCUCCUGGUGUCCAGGGCCUUCAACACUGAUGUGCAGGAGACUGCAGAAGGGGCUGUGCUGUGAACGUUGCUGUCUGGUGUUUAGGAAAGAUAAAAGGUUUGAUCAAACCAGACCUGCCUAAGACCUGUUCUAACCAGAGACCUCCCUCCAGAGGUCCCUUCCACCCCGUGUUAGUCUGUGACAGCAGAGUGACACCCAGAUUCCAGGGACCUGUGCAGCAGUAACAGGCAGGGCACACAGAAGUGCCUUGCCUGGAGUCCUGUGGUCUCUGCUGAGUGGGCUGUGUGCAGGUUGUUCAGACCUGUUUCUGUAUUCACUUUGAAUUCAUCCAAGUGCCUAACCUGGGCUAUGCUGUUCUGGGCACUGUGACAGCCGAGAGCUUUGGAGACUCUCUUAGGAAUGCUUUUACCGCAUGGAUUUGUGCCACUGUCACUUUGAGAAACGAUUCAGCCAGCGGUCAAAGGGCUGUAUUUCCAACUGAGUUUGUGGAAAUCAUUUCUUCUUUUAUUCAGUUGCCAAGAAGCCAGAGUUUAUGCUUCGCCUCCACCAGACAAGGUCCUUGAGCUUCCUGCAUGCUUCAGAUGUCCGUCAGCAAGGUCCAUGGGGAGAGCAGCUUGUCCGGCAGGCAGCUGAAGGGGAAGCUGACAUCAGAUACCAGUUGAAAUCACAUUGUUAAUUGGCAGAAAUGUUUUGAAGCUCAUGUCUACUCUGAUCGGAUUUCACCUUCUGCCACUGCUUUCAGUUGGAGAAGCUUCUCCUUGGCCUCUACCCUGCAAGCCAUGUAGUGCGGUGCCCCUUCUUCCAAACUGUUUGCCUCUCCCCCGCAGAGCCAGCUGCCAUAGCGAUCCACGUACAGAAUUUUUUAAGCACUUUUCUGCAAAAUAAGAAGGGAUUAUUUUGUUACUUCUGUUCUGUAGCCCACUAGUGGUGUUUCAGCCUGGGGAGGAGGUGUGCUCUGUGGGGCGUUGCGAGCACUCAUGUAGCUGAAUGUUUCUCAGACCAGGGCACCACCCGCCCAGCCCGCAGCGCUGACAGGGACAGGGACGGUGGGCUGAGACCCCUCGCUGCCUGGUGUUUCCUUGCACAGAGUUCAGCCAGUCGCCAGGGAAGUUGGGAGCAGAACGGGACGGGUGGGUGAUGCUGCUCUGUGGCUCUGCUCUGCAGCUGCCCCUCUUCUGCCACGUGUCCACCCUCGCACUUCUCCACUGGUGGAGCUGGUGGAAGUCCCCCGGCUCCAGCUGUGGCAGGAGAGGCUCGGGGACUUUGUGUUUUGGGCUUGAGCACAGAACUUGGGCCCUUUCAGUUGUGACUUGUGCUAUGUUCACGGCCAGACCGUGCCAGCGUGCAGGGGGUGCAGCCACUCCAGCUGCUCUCCCCAUUGGGUCCGGGUUCCUUGCCCUGUUUGGGAGCUGGGCAUUUUGCCACGGCACAAGGGACAUGUGGGGACAGAGAGCAGGUUUGUCUCUCAGCUGCAGCUGGACAGUGUGGCAUGAGCUGGGCAGUUUUCCCAGGCAGGAGGGAAGGGUUUAGGUGAGAGGAUCCUUGUUUUGGCCAUGGUUGGCAGGGUUGGUGCUGAGCUGUGUACAGCACCUGCCCCUCAAGCAGGUUGGUUGGUUUGUGUGUAAGUGACAGUUUCUGUUUCAGUCUUCAGAGUGGUCAGAUCGGGAUGGCUUUCCAGGAGCUGAGGUGGCCUGAGGAGAGGACAGCUAUUACUGAGGCACCCCUCACCUUCUCAACUGUGCCACAGCCCUUGGCUUUGUGAGCUGGGUGGGCUGGCACCAUCCAUGGGGAGGGCAGCAGGGCAGGUUGCUCCCAGGCCCUCAUGUUGGGGUCUGUGUGCUAGAGAGCACCAUGCUUGGCUUUCCUUCUCCUCACAACCCGCUCCUGCCUGGAGGUAGGUGCUGUUAGGAGGGUGCCAGGUGCCUCAUUGGCUGGUGGAGCGUUUUGUCCCAGAAGGCAGGAGAGCCAGCCCCUGUCACUGGAUCAGCCCCGAGUGUCGAGUGACCCCUGUUUGUAGGUGUGACUGUGCUAGCACUCACAGCUUGGCUGGCUGCCGCCCCCAAAGCCAUGGUGCUGAGGCCAGACCCCUCCGUUUGCUUAGGAAGACUGAGGAGGUCUGGUGAAAAAGCAAGAAGCUGGGAUUAGGAGAAACCAAAGACGUCAGCAGCGCCUGGCCGGCCAGCUUCUGCUUCUGAGACCUGCAAAGAGAGGAGCCAGGUCUGUGGCGUCCCGUAGCACUGUCUCCAUUGUCCCUGCCCAGCCCACGGAGCCUGCUCUGCCCAAUCUGGCAGCACUGCACAGGCACUGGUGCUACAGGCUCCGGGGACUGGUGAGAGGGUGCCCUUUUGGAGCAGGUGCCCCUCCUAACCCUUGGUUUCCAUCCUUCAUCAGUCGCACACCCUAGCCCUGCUCCGGUGGCCAUGGGGAAAGUAAGCUGCUCCCUGGCUUGCAGAGCCCCCCAGCCCUGUGUGUGCUGACUUUUACCCCCUGGAGACCCUCGCAGGAAGGGUAGCAGUUCCUCUGGUGAGCAUCCAAAAUACCUUCCCCGACAGGGACAAUUAGGCCUUGUCCCUGAGAGUCCCUUAAAGGCCUUAUUAUCGUCUGGGACUCUCCUUGUUGUCUUAAUUAGCCCUUUCCGUUCCUGUUGCUCCAGGCAGCCCCUGUGAGAGUCUGGUGAUUCCCACAGACGCAGUCAGGCACACGGUGCUGUUGUCAAAGAGGUGCUGCAAAGCUACUCCCAGAAAUACCUCCCCUCCUUCCCCUGCUCUGUCACUCUGCCCUAGCUUGGGAGGGGACAAAACAAGUGUCGGUGGGGGAGGCUCGGUGUGUGACGCCGUUCCUUCCUCCUGCUUCCCUCUGCAGCGCUCCUGAGGAGUAGCAUUUCCCAAGUAGAGACUCAGAGGGACUUUGGGUGGGCACUGCCCGGCCCCUCGAGCUUGUCUCUGCCAACCGUUGUCUCUAAGAGAGCCACCGACCUGCUCCGGCUGGGACCGGUGCCACCGGUUCAGCCACGGGCAUCCCGGUGUUGGGGGAUCCCAAACCACGGCCGGGGAGCAGCAGCUGCAGCCCGCGGGAGGGCGAGUAACAAACUUUUGUAUGGUGAAUUUACAACAACUGACCAUCUUGUUCUUGAGUGAACUUUUUACUGUUUCAUUUGUUUGUGUAGAAUGUUUCCGAAGCUAUAUUAAUAUUUAAUGUUUAAUACGAGGCUGGGCUGCUCCACACUCAGUGUUGUAUAUUUUGGAAUGGCAUUGUUUAGUGAAAAGACAGUGUUACUGUUAUUCCGCUCUUCAGAGGGAAUGGGACAAAAAACCAGGCUGUCUUUUUUCUUAAAAUGAAGUGAACUUUUUGUUAUGAAGUCCUAGCAGGUGUCCAGCCCUUCAGUAAAAUGGUGCUCAGAACCA
Calidris pugnax (ruff) is the source of this 9050-nucleotide messenger RNA. RefSeq names its product coiled-coil domain containing 71 (gene CCDC71). Lineage: Eukaryota; Metazoa; Chordata; Aves; Charadriiformes; Scolopacidae. The record is from RefSeq and is a predicted model, not a curated record. The coding region runs from base 1297 to 2490 and encodes 397 amino acids. The transcript has a single exon.